AUGAAAUUCUCCAGAACUAGUACCGGAUCAUUCAGAUCCAAACUCUACAGCUUCCGCAAGAAGUUCCACAACCUCUUCCACCAUCACCAAGUUACUAACAAGGUUAGCAAUCAACCUCAAGAAAUGAUUGAACUGGCGCUCACCAUUGAUGCAUUUCCUCUGCCAAUGUGCAGCGACAAGCAAGCUGGAAAAGCAUUGAGUACUUCAAGUAGCCUGCAAGCUACUAUUGGCACAGCUGCAAGCGCUCUUCCAACUCUCCUUUCCCAAUGUGCAACUUUUGAGACUCCAGCUACCACCAUUGCUGUCGAGACCAAUGACAAGGAGAACACCAAUGUUACUCCAUUACUCCAUGAUUCCUUAUUUGAAAAGGCUCUCCUCGUGAUCUUUGAAUACACUGACUACCAAACUGAGUCCAAAAAAGCCAAGUCUAUGGCUACUGAGACAAAAGACGAAAAGAACGUCUGUUCAUUAGAAGCGAUCAAAUUGAAAGCUCCUCUUGAACAUUGCCAAGAUGCAUUCAAUGUGUCUUGUCCUUUAAUUGAACCCCCAGCUGCUUUUUUGAUUGUUGAACCCAAGGAAAUGGUUGCUGAUCAGGUUAUCGAAGAGGUCCCUCUUUGGCCUACUACUCCUCCUCUUCUGUUCCCUGAGUAUCUUCUCAAUUCUAGACUGAACAGUGCUGGUCUGGAGCGGAUCAUUAGUGGUGAUCUGUACCAAUCGGCUUCUUGUAUUAGUCCAGGAUUGAGCGAGUACUCCAGUGGCAGUGAGGCUUACUAUCUGGGCAAGAUUACAAGGCAAUUUCUUCGAUCCUAUCAACAUCCUAAACAGGUACGGAAACGUACUCAAACAGUUGUUAAAACAAAUACUAACUUUGAAGAGGACUUUCAAGUCCUCUACUAA
Lizanozyma spartinae is the source of this 897-nucleotide messenger RNA. RefSeq lists its product as uncharacterized. Bases 1 to 897 code for a protein of 298 amino acids. The transcript has a single exon. The record is from RefSeq and is a predicted model, not a curated record. NCBI's taxonomy places the organism in Eukaryota, Fungi, Ascomycota, Pichiomycetes, Serinales, Debaryomycetaceae.